CAAUAUAAUGAUCCCACUUUUUUCAUCUUUUUCCCUUGAAACGGAACGAGUGUAAUAAGUACUCUUUUAAUAUUUGUUUUCAAUUUUUUGGGAGGUUUUUCAAAUCUUAAAAAGAAACUGGUCCUUUAUCAAUGGCAGAUUUCGAAUGGAAUGACCCACUUCUUAUAACUGAUGUUUCUUCCCUUCAACAUCAAGAUCGAAGUCAACUUCAUAGUCAAACUCAUUGCGAAUUGCCGAAUUUCUGCAGUUUGGAGAGUUCAAUAAUGGAGGCCGGAGAUGAAUCUAGCCCGGCCAAGUUUAACGGCCAUGUAGCAUUGGGCUUUUCGUUGGCGUCGCCUGAUUUAGUAUGCGUUGGAUCACCUGAUUUUACUAACCAAAGAUAUGAGGAAUCGCCUGAAUGUUUGUUGGGUGAAAGAGUUGAUGUCUCUUUAGAAAAUGGAAUUGAGGGUUCUGAGAUGAGGACCUCCUUUGAGGCCCCAGCUGCAAAGAUGGAAGAUUUGCUUGCUGAAGCUUCUUUUGAGCUUGCUACAAUGCCAUUAGUUGAAGGGGAUUUGAUGAAACCAUCCACUUCUUCACUCGGCAUUAAUGUGGGAUCUACGAGGAGUGUUGAGUUUGAAGGUGGGCUGCACUUCUCUGAGGAUAGUACUUUCAAUGGAGGCUAUGCUGUAAGCACUGAAGAUCCCGUACUUGGGGAUGUCGAAGGCCUUAGUCUUUAUCAGACUGCACGCUGUGGGGAGUUCUCUUAUCAUUUUCAGAACUUAGAGGCUGGAAAUUACGUGGUUGAUCUUCAUUUUGCGGAGAUAGUGUUUACUGCUGGCCCCUCAGGGACGAGGGUCUUUGAUGUAUUCUUACAAGGGAAGAAGGUUGUUUCGUGUUUGGAUAUCUAUGAAAAGGUUGGUUCACAUGUGCCCCUGGUGAUAUCUGAUCUUCAAGCUUAUAUUGAUGGUGGUGAUGGAUUAUCCAUUAGAUUUGAAGGAGUAAUUGGAGUCCCGAUAGUCAGCGGCAUUUUUAUUAGGAAACAUUCUUGUCUUGGUGAGGUUGAACUAUCUGGAGAACUCGAAUUUCAGUAUUUGCCUUCUAGUGAAUCGCUCAAUGAGAAAGAGAAUUGCUCCUCUGAGGGAGAAAUUGUUAGGCUUCGAAUGGAAUAUGAAUUACAGAAGAAGGAGCUCUCAGACACCAAGAAGGUUUUGGAGGAACUGAAGACGGAAUGCAAUCUCAAGAGUAGAGAAUGCCAAGAAGCUUGUAAAUCUUUGAAAGAACUUCAAAAUGAGCUUAUGCGAAAAUCAAUGCAUGUUGGAUCAUUGGCUUUUGCAAUUGAGGGCCAAGUCAAAGAAAAAGGCAAAUGGUUUUCAUCACUACGAGAUUUGACAAGAAAAUUGAAGAUUCUGAAGAUGGAGCAUAUCGCGCUUUCAGAAGAAGCCUGUCUCUUCAAGCAGUAUGUUGUGGAGAUGGAGGGUGUCAAAUCCACACUGCAAUUUACAAUGAAUAAGCACGUGCAACUACACGAAGAUAUCAAAACUAAGUUCCUCCAAGAAGUCAAGGAAAAGAAAGAACUAUACAACAAAGUUCUGGAACUGAAAGGAAACAUUAGAGUAUUUUGCCGCUGUCGACCCAUGAAUUCCUACGAGAUUGAUGGAGGAGCUUCAGUGGCAAUCGACUUUGAGGCUGCAAGGGAUGGGGAGAUAACUGUUAAGUCAAACGGGGUAUCUAAAAAGACCUUUAAGUUUGAUGCUGUCUUCAGUCCGGAAGCUGACCAAACUCAUGUUUUUGCGGAAACAGCCCCACUAGCAACUUCAGUUCUUGAUGGAUAUAACGUCUGUAUAUUUGCUUAUGGACAAACCGGAACUGGGAAGACUUUUACUAUGGAGGGAACAAAUGAAGCCCGUGGAGUUAACUUCAGAACACUUGAGGAGCUAUUUCACAUCAUGGAGGAACGAAAGAGCACAUUCCGAUAUGAAGUAACAGUGAGUGUAUUGGAGGUUUAUAAUGAGCAGAUAAGGGAUUUACUAGUUUCGGAUUCACAGCCCUCUGCGAGUUCAAAGAGGCUUGAGAUCAAACAAGUAGGCGAGGGAGGACAUCAUGUUCCAGGAAUAGUUGAAGCUCGAGUGAAAAAUGUGAGUGAGGUCUGGGAAGUCCUUAAGACUGGCAGUAAUGGAAGGGCAGUUGGAUCAACUAAUGCCAAUGAGCACAGCAGCCGGUCACACUGCAUGCACUGCGUAAUGGUGAAGGGAGAGAAUGUACUUAAUGGAGAAUGCACAAGAAGCAAGCUUUGGCUAGUGGACCUAGCAGGGAGUGAGAGAAUAGCCAAGACAGAAGUGCAGGGAGAAAGAUUGAAAGAAACUCAAAAUAUUAACAGAUCACUUUCUGCACUUGGAGACGUGAUAUCUUCUCUUGCAACCAGAAGUCCGCACAUCCCAUUUAGGAAUUCCAAACUCACCCACUUGCUCCAAGACUCUUUAGGAGGAGAUUCCAAAACAUUGAUGUUUGUGCAGAUCAGUCCCAACGAAAAUGAUCUGACUGAGACCCUCUGCUCUCUUAAUUUUGCCAGCAGAGUUCGUGGAAUUGAGUUAGGUCCUGCAAAGAAGCAAAUGGACAAGACUGAACUAUUCAAAUACAAACAAAUGGCUGAGAAACUCAAACAAGACAUGAAGACAAAGGAUUUUCAAGUUAGAAAAUUGGAGGACACGAACUAUGGUCUUGAGGUAAAGAUAAAAGAGAGAGAUAUGAAAACCCGAAACCUUCAAGAAAAGAUCAAAGAAUUGGAAUCACAACUGAUGGUGGAGAGAAAGCUAGCAAGGCAGCAUGUGGACUCCAAAAUAGCAGAGCAGAUGCAGCAGCAGCGACAAGAAAUUAAACAACAAGAGGAACAUCGAUCUGAACUAGGGAAAGUGCCUCUUACAACUACUACGCAGGGAGCCAAAUCUCAAGUGGAAAGCAAAGACCAAACAAAUGUUUCUCUGUCUGCUGAAGAUGAUGACUUCUCAUUCUGUCCAAUUCCCAUGGAUGGACUUGCCAGGAACGACAUAAUGGAUAAAGAAAACAACCCUGAGAUGGCUCAACAACUACGGCCUCCAAAGCAGACAGGCAGAGCGUCUGCCUGUCCAACUGUUCAAAAGAUUUAUGCCACACCAAGUCUACGACGACACUCUCUUAUUCCUCAGCCAACUUUACCAGGAACACCUUAUAAGCUACCUACCUCUUUCCUGCCACUGACUCCGGUUCAGGCCAAUAAGGCUGAGUAUGGAGUUGAAGUCGCGGGCUUGCCGGAACAGAUACCUUGUGAUAGUCCAAAAGAUCAAAGAAAUAGAAGCAAGAAACUGAGUAGUGCACUGAGAAGAAGCCUUCAUAAGAAAAUUAACACGAAGGGUUCAAUGCAGCCACCCCUUCGUAGAGUUGGUGUUAAUGUUGGUAUGGAGAAGGUGAGAGUCUCGAUUGGGGGCCGAGGGAAAAUGGGCCAAAGAGUGCUUCUUGGUAAUGCUAGAAGAGCAGUAAAGGAUGUUCAGCAGAAGCAAAGCCACAGAGAGAAAGAAAGAGGAUGGAAUAUUGGAACAACCUCAGCUAGGACUCUUCUAUAGUGGUUUGAGCUCUUCAUAUUUCAUGUAUUUAUCAAGUUAAUUUGUCCAUGGAUAGUUGGGAUUCUCAUAAUUUUUCUUUUGUUAGAUUUUUUUUAUUGGUGGGAGGGUGUGAUUGAUGAUGCUUAUCAUCUCUUAGGAAUGUUUAUUUGUUUGAUUAGAAUAGAUUUGAUUUGCUGGUGUACAUAAACAAACAAACCGGAUUUGAAUCUUGAAUUUUUUUAUCAAUCAUUUUAGCAUUGUAUCUU
Messenger RNA from Salvia miltiorrhiza (redroot sage), 3820 nucleotides. RefSeq names its product kinesin-like protein KIN-14Q. The transcript has 17 exons. The record is from RefSeq and is a predicted model, not a curated record. Gene Ontology annotation, biological process: microtubule-based movement. Gene Ontology annotation, molecular function: microtubule motor activity; ATP binding; microtubule binding. NCBI's taxonomy places the organism in Eukaryota, Viridiplantae, Streptophyta, Magnoliopsida, Lamiales, Lamiaceae. Bases 132 to 3575 code for a protein of 1147 amino acids.